Molecule: messenger RNA, 1887 nt
Organism: Gadus macrocephalus (Pacific cod)
Lineage: Eukaryota; Metazoa; Chordata; Actinopteri; Gadiformes; Gadidae
Gene: hnf4b
Product: hepatic nuclear factor 4, beta
Exons: 10
Coding region: 306-1676 (456 amino acids)
Biological process (GO): cell differentiation; anatomical structure development; positive regulation of transcription by RNA polymerase II
Molecular function (GO): RNA polymerase II cis-regulatory region sequence-specific DNA binding; nuclear receptor activity; zinc ion binding
Source: RefSeq, a predicted model, not a curated record
ACCCGCCAGCAGACACCAGGCACCCAAUCAAAGUUACCCUCUUGCUUCUUCAAAGUUUCAUUCUUAAGGUUAAGCACACCAAACAGCUCCUUGUUGACGACUCCAGCAGGACCCUAAUCAAGCCACCACAAGGCAUUGUCACACAGAUGAUGGGGUCAGAAUAGCAGAUGUUAUCAUGCUCUGACCAGACCGAGAGGACACUACAAAAACAAGAAGGGCAGGGGGUGUCACAUUGAGGCUGUUAUUCGGGCUGACGUAGUAGAAGAGUGUGAGUGUGCCUUAGAGCCAUAAGGUUGAACAGGACUAUGCUAAACCUGGACUGCAGUGAGUAUAGCGCUGCCUUCGCCCAGUCCUUGGCCAUGGUGGGAUUUGACAACACAAGAGAAUUACCUGUGCAUGUAAAUAUAACAGAGGCAACAGUGGGGGCAGCAUCUGCUGAUAGCAGUGCCAUCCUGUGCUCCAUAUGUGCAGACCGGGCCACCGGCAAACACUAUGGCGCGUCCAGCUGUGACGGCUGCAAGGGUUUCUUCAGGAGGAGUAUCCGCAAAAAUCAGAGCUACACUUGCAGGUUUAGCAGGCAAUGCAUUGUGGACAAAGACAAAAGAAACCAAUGCCGCUCCUGCAGGUUGCGCAAAUGUUUCAGAGCUGGGAUGAGAAAGGAAGGUGAGAGAACCAUAACCCUUACAAAAGCCGUGCAGAAUGAACGCGACCGCAUCAGUAGCCAUAGAGCCGAGGGUCAGGUAGCAGUGGGCACUCUGUCCAUCAAUGUUCUGCUUCAGGCAGAGGCCUGUGUGCAUCAGUUCCUAACCCUGCUCUCGCCAGAGAGUUAUGACAUCAGCACCAAGAAGAUAGCCUGCGUCGGCGACGUGUUUGACUCCAUGAAGCAGCAACUCCUUCUGCUGGUGGAAUGGGCAAAGCGCAUCCCUGAAUUUUGCUGUCUGCCAAUAGAUGACAGGGUAGCCCUGUUACGAGCCCACUCUGCAGAACAUCUUAUCCUCGGAGUGGCAAGGCGCUCCUUACCUUACAAUGACCGCAUUCUUUUGGGAAAUGACUUUGUUAUUCCAGUACAAGGUGCUGAGAUGGAGGUGUCCAGAGUGGCUUUCCGUAUUCACAAGGAGCUGGUUAAACCUCUGAGAGAGCUCGACAUCACUGACAAAGAAUUUACCUGCCUCAGGACCAUUGUCUUCUUCGCUCCAGACUGCCUGGGUUUGGGGUGCCCUCAGACAGUCCGCCAUCUGCGUUUCCAGGCACACGUGUUGCUGGAGGAGGUGACUAGCGGGCAGAGGGGGCGCUUUGGGGAGCUUCUGCUGACAUUGCCUGCACUGCAGAGUGUAGCCUGGCAGAUGGUGGAGGACCUCCACCUGGCCAGACUUCUUGGGGAGGCCAGUGUGGACAGUCUGCUGCUGGAGAUGCUUCUGGGGGAGAGAGCCACAGCCCAGCAGGGAUCCAGCCUGGGGUCUUUCCCAUCUAUGCCAAUGCCUUCUGACAGCAACUUGACCCCAGACCACUUGUAUGGACACAGAUCUUUGCCGAGCCACUUAACCUCAGUCAUACUUCCAAGACCCUCAUAUCUCCAAGAGGCCCCUCUGUUGCCCACACAGACUGGCACCGAGGAAUACAGACACGGCACACUAGCUUCCCAAGACAUGUCACCCGUCAUACCUGCCUUUAGGUAGUCCCUCAAGCAACCAGAAGCGGAGCUGUAGGCUCGGUCGUUGAAGUGAACCCCGAGAGACAUGCAUUAGCAUUCACAACACACAAAAGACAUCCACUCAAAGUGCCAUACGUGUCCUUACUUUAGCACUGUUGGAGAACCUCAUGAUGUUUUUAUCAUUAAAAUAACACAUCAACAUCAAAUAAUAAUGAAUAAAAUCGAAAUUCAAUUAA